UUGCGCAACAUAUGUUGUGAAUGGCUAUAUUUGAAUCAGAGAACGUUUGAAAGCCCGGCAUUCUGUCUGGGCAUCUGUCUUCAAAACAAAGAACGUAAAUAUACGAUACAUGAACUCAUCACAAAAUUCUGGACACAAGAUGGCGCGCUGGUAUGCAAGGCCUUUUCCAAAAAUCGAAUUACUUCACAACCAAAAGUAAACCUUAGCACUUAUUAAAAUGUCACCUGUGAAGUAAAUUUGGCGUUGAAUAGAUGCUUUUCCAGCAAAUUAUAGCUGGGUGUUUGGGUGCAAUUUCAGAGAACUUAAAUGUAUGCACAUUCUGUGUUUACGUUCUUCGAAAUGCACAAGCGAAUCGGUUUGGCACCAAAAUGCACUGGCACAAAUCGGUUAGCGACUUAUUUCUUUUACUUUUCAUCGAAUCUUCGCUGUCAAAUGUCAAUAUUUACGAAUCUUGGUGUUAUAAGGAAGCACAAUAAACGAGUAUACAUGGCAUAAACGAUGAACCACACAUACAAUAAAACGAGAAAAAGCCCAUCUACCUUUGCUAUAGGUACUUACAAAUUUUGUUUAAAAUCUCCAUAAAUUCCACAAAAUAAAUGUCCGCUAUCCAAACUAGGCACCAAUUUGUUCAUAUGUGCAUAAUUACGUUGAAUAUUUUGGUUAUGCAACUACAAAGAAUUUUAUAAAUUAUGGGAUACGUAAAACACCGACACUGCCCGAUUUCCAAUUUUGUAAAUGAAUGGAAAGGAAUAAGAUAAACGUCAACUUAAUUUUGACAGCAGUAGUAUAAAUUAUAUUAAAGCCACCUGGUGAUAUUACAAUAUACAAUGUCAUCGCAUUCAGACACUAGCACGCAGAUAUACAAAUAUCACAGCAUCCGCCAAAUGUACGCCGGCGAUAAGCUACCGGAUCUUCAGCUUACGUUGCGCGAGUAUAGCAAAGAUUCUGUUGAAAUAGAGGUCACAAAUUUGCGUUAUGGAAUUCAGAGAUGGCAAAAAAUGAAACAUAUAUGUACGAUUAUAACAAUAUACAUAAUGUAUAGCAUUUUGGCAUCAAAGAGCUGGCUAUUAUUUAAAGGACACAUAUUGUGCGACCUUAGUUUUUUCUUCUGGUUUCUUUACCGCAUCGUCAAAUUAUUCUCAUUAAUACAAAGUGAAAAAGUUCUCUUUUGCUCGGAUCUUGCUCUUCAGUGCCAUACAGUUCGAUUCUUGUCACGUACUUCGAAUUUGUUUAUUCCCGCCAACAACGUUUAUGAUGUAGUAAUAAAUGAAGCCAUUGAGGAUCUGGAUGUACAUUACGUACUGAUCAUUCGUACAAAAGGAGAUCUUUACCAAAAAAAGCCGAUAAUUGCAAUUUUCAAUACUUUACGUCCAACCUUCGAUUGUUUACAUAUGGUUUACAAAUGCCUUAAUAAAGCACGUCGUAAAGCGAGCACGCUUUAGAGCAUUGACUACAA
Rhagoletis pomonella (apple maggot) is the source of this 1456-nucleotide messenger RNA. RefSeq lists its product as uncharacterized. The record is from RefSeq and is a predicted model, not a curated record. The coding region runs from base 828 to 1442 and encodes 204 amino acids. Lineage: Eukaryota; Metazoa; Arthropoda; Insecta; Diptera; Tephritidae. Gene Ontology annotation, cellular component: glycosylphosphatidylinositol-N-acetylglucosaminyltransferase (GPI-GnT) complex. Gene Ontology annotation, biological process: GPI anchor biosynthetic process. The transcript has 5 exons.